Molecule: messenger RNA, 4777 nt
Organism: Coregonus sp. 'balchen'
Lineage: Eukaryota; Metazoa; Chordata; Actinopteri; Salmoniformes; Salmonidae
Source: the annotation of a GenBank genome assembly
UAUAACUUUCUCAAGUUCGAAUGAACACUCGUUUUAUUCAUCACUGUCCUCAUUAAGGUAUGGAUGGGUAGGGAGAGGGACGAAUGUGGAGGACAGCCUUCGAGAGACAGUACAACCCACUGACAGCUAUGGCUGAGAUCACUGUGCCUGACUCAAGACGGUGGGACUGUCACCUGAUCGGAGGUUCUAUUGUUCUUCACCUGCAUUGAAUUAGGCUACGAUCCUUAGUCUGCCAUUCUAUAGUCCCUACUUUGUUUUCUAUUAUUAGUAUGGUUAUUGUGUUAUGUAAUUUUACACUCAGAUUUCUUGGUGAUUUGCAGAUGCAUUAACUUCUUCCUGUAUGAUGGGUCAAAGGUAAAGGGUGAGGGUGACCCUACAAGAGCUGGAAUCUGCUACUUCUAUCCUGAAGAGGUAGGGACAUCAGAGAUGUGUUCCCUAGGCGAGAUUAUUGAUACUAACUGCGUAUCAGGAAUGAUCCCUGUUGUUUUUGUUGAUGAUCCCAUACCAAUUGGAUGAGCAGAGUGAAGGAUGGUUCUGUGCCUUUUAUUUCUCCCAGACACCUCUGGAUAAGCAGGAGCUGUUGUGUGGACAGCUGGCAGGCGUGAGCCGCUGUGUCUCUGAGCUCUCCUCCUCCCCUGUACGUCUGCUCAGGCUGCAGCGGAGCAAGUUCGCCAUCCGCAUGAAAGACAACUUUUUGUGGGUGAGUUACACCAUAUUCUCGUUCCCAGACAUUUCCACCCGUGGUUACUUGCACCACAGCCAGGAAGCACAUCACAUCAUAGUGCUAUUUAUAAGUUCUCUAUCACAUAUGACAGUCCAUAAGAUAUCUACAAAUGUUUGAGGAAACUGUUACAGAUAAAGUGCAAUGGUCUUAUUGAUACAUUCACCCAUAUCUCGGAUGUAUAGACCAUUGUAAUGAGAAUGCUCAUUCCCUAAACCAGUUAAAAUGCUACAGGCUUGUUUAGUGAUGUUUUUGUCUCUCCAUCCCCCAUGUAUACGUCAUAAUUACUCUCCAUGUUGCUCUCUCUCAGGCCUUAAGCUGUUCAGUGGAAAUACCAGACAUCAGUAUCUGUGACUUCCUGGAUCAGCUGAUAAAUCACUUUAGUUUUUAUAACGGCCCUAUUCGCCAGAGUUACCAGGUACUGUCAUCUCUAACACUUAUCUUAGCUGUGUGCAGCAGUCUGUCAUAUCCAUAUCAUGUCCUAAUUUCACAUAGAUGUGUGUUAAACAAGGAAUAAUUUUUUCCUAACGCUAAAUAUGUCUCCCUCUGAUUUGCCUUGCAUUUAGAUCUACAGUCAGCAAGAUUUAGCAGUUCGAUGGGCACAGUACCUCUACCACUUACAAGGAGGCUCCACUGAACUCCAUCACAUCUUCAGUUGCGUGAGCACCAUUGACUCUACACAUGUAAGUAAUAAGAAGUCUGUUGAUAUAUCGAUAAGGUUUACUACCUCAGAUAGUAUCAUACGGUUGCUUAUUUUAUUAAAGGCCCACAAUUACCAUGUAUCUGAUUUAUUUCAUUGAUCUUUUAAGUUUAUUUACUUCUGGCCUAGCCUGGCAAUUAUUUCCUUGUUUCAUGUGCUUCAUUUUGAUUCUCAGAUUGACCCACUUCUUCUACUCAAGGCUGCCCUCAUUCUGCAGGCCUGUCAGCGCUGCCUUCUAGUGUUAGCUGGUUGUAUACUCUAUCGUGGGAGGUAAGCUGUCUGACCUUUGCAGUACCAAAGGACUGGAAUAGUUAACCACAGAUUAGAAUCAGACACUAACUGUAUAUACUUGUCUCAAAAAACGUGUCUUUGCUCCGCAGGGUUGUCAGCACACAGAUGCCCCCUGAUCUCACAGUGAAAGUCAUGGUUCAUGAAACUGAAACAUUCAACCAGGUACAACCAGAUAACAAUGGCUGAUAAUUUAGGUGCUUCUCUCCUUUCAGAUUUUACAAAUCAUCUUGUGAUCAUCUUACAUCUUAAUUUGUUGAGGUUCCUUCUGAGUUGGGUUGUUGUAUUAUGCAUCAAUAUCUUAAUACAAAAGCUAUGCUUUAGAUUGUUUUACAAAGUCAGCAGUUUGUUAAGUAACAGGCCUUGCCAUACAUUUUUGCUUAUACUUUGCUCUAGGACCAGAGACCCGAUGGACUGAGUUCCUCCAGCUCUUCUGGUAGCACUCCUCUAUUUAGCGCAGUGACCACCACUGUGUUCCUGACCACCACUGAAGUACAGUAUCUGCGCUCCUCUCCUGUGGACAGAGCAUCCAGGUACUUCACCCCCCCUCAGGAAGAAACCCACCUCCAUCCUCCACUUUAGAAAUACUUUCCUUGGUAACACUUUAUUUGGAUAGUCCAUCUGUAGAUGCUCUAUAGACUAUCAGUAACAUUUCAACUAUCUAUCUACUAACCCUAGCUCUAACCCUAAACUUAACCCUAACCCUUUUUCUAAACCUAACCGUAACCUUACCAAGCAGUUGUUUGUCAACAGAUAGUUUGUUGAUAGUAUGACCAUCUGUAGAGCAUCUACAGAUGGAAAAUCCAGACUAUCCAAAUAAAGUGUGACCCUUUUCUGGUAAACACUCUUACUAGAGUAAGGUAUAAUACGUUCCAUCCUGCUACAGUAAGGUCAAAGUCAAGUGAAAGUUAGGGUUAGACAAGUUUGGAAUGGUUGCAACCCUGAUGUGAGGGUAAAUUGUUGAGACUCUCUGUCCUACAGAUCCCAUUCUACCCAAUAUACUCCAAAGGAGGUAAAGCGGCCCAGGAAGUCCCGCCUCCUGUCAAGAACCCUAUCUGACACACCGACAACUAAUCCGCCUGACCCCACCCACUACCCUCCACUAUCCCGCCACUCCCCAGUCAUCCAUAUCUGAUGAGUUGCUAUUUAGCCCAAGUCCUUCAUUUCACACUCCUGGCCCUCUCAGCCCCUCACCUAUCAAGAUCGCUCCAGAGACCUCUCAUCAUACCUUGUCCAAUGGAAAGCUGUCCCAUGAGAUGGAAGAGGGUGUCACAGGAGGUUCGUACGACCCCAGUAUUAACAACAUAAAGGGUGGGAGCAAUGAGUCAGGUCUUGCAGGAGGAGGCAAGUCAAUGCAAAACAACGACACACGUCACGUCAAUGGACAGAAUGGAGGUAGUAUUGCACUGGGUGGAGAGAAGGCUGCAGCCCACAGGUUCAGCGGUCAGGAGUCCCGAGCGCCUGGCAGUCAGAGGAUGGGGAAUGUGGUAGAUAAGGUGUUUAGGGAGAAGGCACGACAGGGGAGUAAAGUCCAGCAGGCUGACACUGGUGGCUUGCCCCCCACCUCGCCCUGUGAGAACUCUACAGAUGCCCCCCUGCUCCCCAUGGCACUGUACCAGCACAGGGUGAGAGAGCUGGUACUGGCCCUACUGGUGGAGCCACAAUUCCACAGCGACACUACAGCCACAGAGGAAGUGGUGAGGAACUGUUGGGGAAUAUGGGAGGGAUAUGAAUGUUUGUUCAUGAAUGAGUGUUUCACAAGAGUUUUCCCCUUCUGGACAACCACCUGUGUUCAACUGUUAGAAAAUGAAAUUGAAUAUCUCCACUAUUGCCCUACAUGUUAUUACAGCAGUUUGAUAUUUUGUCAAACCAUUUAAUCAGCUAUCAACCUGUGGUUUAUCCCCAGUAUCUCAGAAGCCUGGCAUCUCUGAAUGGACUGGAGGCACAUCUGAGGACCACUGCUCCGGGGGCCUCUGGCCCUCAGGGACACUACACUUUUGCACACUUUGACUGUAUACAGAACACACUCACAAGUGAGGCACUAAUAUUCUCAAAGCUCUCUGUAAUUUUAUCAAACCACUCCAUUCCAUAGUCCAGUUUUUUUUUUCUCCAGCUGUCCUAUCUGACUUUUACCUUUUUCCUCUCUCUAUUUGUCUAUUGUUUUUGAUAUGCAUGUUUCCCUGUCUCUCUGUUUCCCAGUGUUGACCUUACUGCUGGAGUGAGUAGUAAGCUCAGUGCUUUGCAGUAGCUGAUUGGGAUGUUUUGGGACAUUUUGUGGGACUGUGGUACUUUGUGGAAAUGUGUGUUAGCUGAUUGGGGAAUCUUGGGGCAUUUUGUAGUACUUAGUUGUGAUAUGAGUUAGUAGGACGCUGUAUAGUGUAUAUACCACCUCUGUCUUUUACUUUCAUGGUCAUCCAUGUUUGUGUGGUAUUUGUAAUGAGUGCCUAUGCUGUGUGUCCCUGCAGGCAACCUGUCUGGCAGGCCAGGGGGAGCCCAGGACCGUUCUUUUGUGAGAGCCACAUCGCUGCUCCACUCGCAUUUCUCUCACACUGAAGCUCUGCAGGAGGCUAUUGUCAGGUCAGUAUGACUGGCAGGGGGCUCUCUCAACAUGCAUUACUCCUCCUCAAGUCAGAUGAUGGGGGAAGGGGAACAGGCCAUCAUUAUGCAGUUUGUAUUAUCUUAAGAUAAAUCCCUGAGUGUUUGUGUUGAGUUGUAAUGUGUCUUAUGUUUAUAAUACAGGAGUGCGGGUGCAGCUGUGUACGGGACCCGCAGUGUGGCCCAGGAGACGUACUUCCUGCAGCAAGGCGGAGCGGUGAGAAACUCUGGCAUCCCCAACCACCAGGACAGUGCUUUCUCUCUGCCUAGCAAGGCCCGACACAGGUUACAGAAACACAGGGUUAACCUGCUCUGACUGAUCGUGGCAAGGAGAGUUCCACCAGAACCACUGUCUACUCAGUCACUUCUCUGAAUAUGGUUCUCUCUAAAUGAAUUUCAAACAAGAACUUACACUGAACAUUUUUCUAAGAUAAACACACUGUGUAAAUAAUUAUAGGAACUUAAACUAUUUA